AUGGAGGUGUCAUGGUUAAGAGUUCUUCUGGAUAACGUCUCCUCGUUUCUAAGCUUAUCUUCAAUGGAAGACUUACAUUCAAACCCAGCUCAUGAGUACUACACCAGAGGAGAAGACAUAGCAAAGCUUCUCAAGCCUGUUCUUGAGAAUCUUAUUGGCUCUGAUGCGGCUCUUAACGAACUGCUUAACAACGGAUUUGAAGAAUUAGCUCAAUACGUUGAUGAAUUAAGAGAGCAGUUUGAGACAUGGCAUUCUCUUUCAAGUAGAAUCUUCUAUGUUCUUCGAAUUGAAUCAUUAGCUUCAAAGUUCCGUGAAUCAAGUUUGGAAGUCUUUCAGCUUCUGAAACACUGCGAGCAGCAUUUACCUGCCGAUUUCAUUUCACCAUCCUUUGAGGAGUGCAUAGAGUUGGUGAAGUUAGUUGGAAAAGAGGAGAUUACGUUUAGUAUAGAUCUAGCUCUGAUAGAGCAAAGGGCAGGUGUUGGACCUACUUCAGAGGAUCUUGUGAAAAUUGGUGAGAGUGUUGGUUUAAGAUCCAACAAGGAGAUUCUGAUUGAAGGUGUGGCACUUGCAAACCUCAAGGAAGAAGCAGAGCUCAACGAGAACAACACAGAAGCUGAGUAUAUUGAAAGAUUGAUCUCUCUCAUAACACAAAUGCAUGAUUACCUUACAAACGUGAAGCAGUCUCAGUUACAUCGUCUUGUCCCUUGCGACUUCUGCUGUCCUCUGUCUCUUGAGCUCAUGACUGAUCCAGUCAUUGUGGCUUCUGGUCAAACAUACGAACGUGUCUUCAUCGAGAAAUGGAUCGAUAUGGGACUCAUGGUUUGCCCUAAAACCAGACAGCCUCUAUCUCAUACCACUUUGACACCUAACUUCAUCGUCAAGGCAUUAAUUGCCAACUGGUGUGAAUCAAACAAUCUCCAUCCUCCUGAUCCUUUGGAGCUGAUCCACUCAAGCCAGCCAUUCCCUCUUCUUGUUGAAUCAGAUAUUGAUUCACUUAAGUCAGAGAUAGCUUUAGACGCAAGCAAAUGCGAGCUUAGGUCUACAUCUGCGCCAGAGAUUGUCUCUGAAGUGGUUUCCAAAACUAAUAAUGCAUCAACCUCAAAGGAAGGGAAUGAAACCAUUUGGCGACUUCCAUCGCUGAGGCAUUUUCGUCACCCAGGGAUCGUCCCACCGACGAUAAGAGAAACUGGAAGCAGCUCAAGCUGCGAAUCCGAGGUGAAGAAACUGAUGGAAGAUCUCAAGAGUCCUUCUUUGGAUGCACAGCGAGAAGCCGCAGCUAGGGUUAGGGUAUUAUCAAGAAACAGCACAGACAACCGCAUUGUGAUCGCGAGGUGUGGAGCGAUCAACACGUUAGUGAAACUGCUCUACUCAACGGACGAGAGAAUCCAAGCGGACGCUGUGACAAGUUUACUAAACUUAUCAAUCAACGACAACAACAAGUCUCUCAUCUCGGAUAGUGGAGCUAUAGAGCCUCUCAUUCACGUUCUCAAAACAGGAAGCGUGGAAGCUAAAGAGAACUCAGCAGCGACUCUGUUUAGUUUAUCUGUGAUAGAAGAGAACAAGACAAAGAUUGGAGAAGCAGGAGCUAUAGAGCCGCUUGUUGAUCUCUUGGGGAACGGAAGACUAAGAGGCAAGAAAGACGCAGCGACUGCUCUGUUCAACCUCUCGAUACACCACGAGAACAAGACGAAAGUGAUCGAAGCUGGUGCGGUGAGAUACUUGGUUGAGUUGAUGGAUCCUGGAGCUGGAAUGGUGGAGAAAGUUGUGGUUGUGCUUGCGAAUCUUGCGACGGUUAAAGAAGGGAAGAUUGCGAUCGGAGAAGAAGGAGGUAUACCGUUGUUGGUGGAAGUUGUGGAGUUAGGCUCAGCGAGAGGCAAAGAGAAUGCAAGUGCAGCGCUUUUGCAGCUUUGUAUGCAUAGCCCCAAAUUCUGCAAUAUUGUCAUUAGAGAAGGAGCUAUUCCUCCUCUUGUCGCUCUUACUAAAACAGGAACAGCUAGAGCCAAAGAGAAGGCACAGAAUCUUCUUAAGUACUUUAGAGCCCAAAAACAAGCCAACCAGAGGAGAGGCUGA
Microthlaspi erraticum is the source of this 2070-nucleotide messenger RNA. Lineage: Eukaryota; Viridiplantae; Streptophyta; Magnoliopsida; Brassicales; Brassicaceae. The record is from the annotation of a GenBank genome assembly.